GCGGCGGCCCCUCCUCCUCCUCCUGGCUGCAACCUGUGGCUCCAGGUGCGCCGGGGAGGGCCGCCCAGUCCGGACGGGGCGCGUAGAGCGGCCGACGCGGAGCCGGGCUCAGCCUUCGGGGCGGGCUAAAAGUUGGAAUAAGCAGGAAGUCGCUGAGCGCAGCCGGGACCAAAGUACCCGAGCCAGUUCCUCGGCUGCUGUUGUCCCAGCUGUUGACGGGCCCCAGCUGGACGGGAGCGGAGAUGGAGGAAGCCAGUGGUGGAGGGGGCAGUGAUCGGGUGAGGAGCCUCCAGAAUGAGGUGGAAGGGGUGAAGAACAUCAUGACCCAAAAUGUGGAGCGCAUCCUGGCUCGGGGAGAAAACCUGGACCAUCUUCGGAACAAGACGGAAGACCUGGAGGCCACGUCAGAACACUUCAAGACCACAUCACAGAAGGUGGCUCGGAAAUUCUGGUGGAAAAAUGUGAAAAUGAUCAUUCUCAUCUGCGUGAUCGUGGGCGUCAUCCUCCUCCUGAUCAUCCUCUUUGCCACUGGCGUGAUCUAGGGGCUCUCCUUCCUUCUCCAGUACUCCCUCCUCCUCCUCCGUGCUGUCUGGGGAAGCCUCCUUUCCUCCUCUGUCCCUCCCCUAAGUGGAAUGCUGCCCGGCCACCCCAUGGGCCCUUAUCUGUGGGCCUCUGUCCCGCUCAGCCCGCACCCUGUACCAGGUGGGGGGGGGGAGGGGGGAAAGAGGGGCGGGCCCGGUCCGAUGCACUAGACUGUGGCUGAGUUUCAGGGGGCUCUGCCUGGGCCUGUGUCCCCUGGAAUGCUGCUGGUGACCUGUGGGUAAUAAAGACCUUCCAGUGUCCUCUCCCGUGUAGACGGUCUCCUCCCUGCCUCAAGCCCUUUUUUGUCCCCUUUGCUUUGGGGCAUUCCUGAGCUCCUUCUCCAGCUCCCACAAUUUUCUGCUUUAGGGAUCAGGGUGGCAGACCGUGAGAAACUGGGACAGCUUCUAAGUUAGGUGAGUCCUAGUGGACAGGAACCAGGAAGGCCCGGGUCCAGCCUCCUGGGGAUUGCACCCUGAGCAAGAAGACUGGAUUUCUCCACGCUCUAGGCAACUCUCCGAGGCUAUAAAUUACAAAGUGCCGGCCUGCACUGGGGAAGGGGCUUCCCUCACCUGGGAGUUCCCUCUUCCAGAGACAUCACAAGUUCAGUCCCCAUCCCCUCUCCUUGAUUCAGAAAUCAUAACUCCCUUUUAUAUUCUGUUUCCACAGGAUUUUGCUUACACAAAGUUUGUGAUCUGGUAGAGUCAAUUCCAUUAGCAUUGACUUGGUACCUGUUAGGGAGGCCCAGAGAGGACUUGUGACUUCCCUGGCUUUCUUCCUGCCUCCCCUCCCCGAUCAGUGCAGAUCAACUGCAGUUUUCCCUGAACUUUGGAUCUUUGAGAAUCUGGGAAAGGCCGGGUGACUUGUCCAGGUCACCCGGCUAAUACACAUCUGAUCUUGAACCCCGGUCUUGUAGAUCACUAGUUAUUUGCAUGUUGUCUCCCUGUUAGAGUGGGUAUUCUUUGAAGGCAAGGGACUCCUUUUGCCUUUUCUUGUGUCCUGAUACUUUGCCUGGUAUAUAGUAAGGGCUUAAUAAAUGUUCGUUAUUAAUUGA
Molecule: messenger RNA, 1633 nt
Organism: Antechinus flavipes (yellow-footed antechinus)
Lineage: Eukaryota; Metazoa; Chordata; Mammalia; Dasyuromorphia; Dasyuridae
Gene: VAMP8
Product: vesicle associated membrane protein 8
Exons: 3
Coding region: 243-542 (99 amino acids)
Biological process (GO): vesicle-mediated transport; SNARE complex assembly; vesicle fusion
Cellular component (GO): SNARE complex; plasma membrane
Molecular function (GO): SNAP receptor activity; syntaxin binding
Source: RefSeq, a predicted model, not a curated record